This is a messenger RNA of Triticum dicoccoides, 2722 nucleotides long. Its product is annotated as glycosyltransferase family 92 protein Os08g0121900-like. NCBI's taxonomy places the organism in Eukaryota, Viridiplantae, Streptophyta, Magnoliopsida, Poales, Poaceae. Gene Ontology annotation, molecular function: glycosyltransferase activity. The transcript has a single exon. Gene Ontology annotation, cellular component: cytoplasm. The record is from RefSeq and is a predicted model, not a curated record. Bases 708 to 2483 code for a protein of 591 amino acids.
CACGCCGGUACUGUCACGCCCCUGUCCCUGCUGCUUGUGUUGCUGAUUUUUUGGUAUUGAUUGAAGUCGCUGCGUGAUUCAGUCAAUUCCUUCAUCAGAUUUCAUCACCAAUUGGACGGAUUUGGUUAUAUCGGCAAGAAUCACUUUGGAUUUUUUGAGGGAGGGAGUGUAUCCCUGUACCUAUCUCUUCGGUUUUGUCCCUGAAAAAAAAGUUUUUAAUCGAAAAUUGGGGCGAAACAUGCUGAACGCCGUAUACGUACUGAACUCUACCGUAUACGUAUUCAGGCCCAGACUAAAUAAAAUGUUGACUUUAUUAUCGAGAAAGAAAAAAAAAUCCAGCAACGUGACAUAGAACCAGCCUGAUCUUGAUAGCGUGCGAGAAAAAAAAAGAGAUCGACGCUCGACCACGGCCCACGGGCAGACCCGAAGGAACAGCUGGCGACGAACCCAAACCUCGCUGCCUCGGUCGGUCGGUAGCCUGUACACCCUAUACGUAGAAAAUAAGCUACCGUAUGCGUAGACAAUACGCUACCGUAUGCGUAGCGAACACGCUACCAUAUACGUACCGUAGUCGGACCCGAUACACCGUAUAAUACAGGUCGUCGACGCCCUAAUUUGGCAAAAGCUUUUCCGCGCAAUCGAUCGCAGAGUUUUCGCGCGAACAAGAAACCUCCAGCUCCCCGCUCCGCUCGAAUCGCCCCGUCGCCAUGGUGCAUCACCGGCGCCGCAGCUGCCUGCGCCGUGUCCUCACCAUCGCCGGCGGUGUGUCGGCCGGCCUCCUCCUGCUCGCCGGCGGCCAUACCUACGCCCACGGCCAGCUCUUCUCGCCGGGCUUGCUGCCCCUCGGCCUCGGCGCCGACUGCUCGCCGUCCUUCGCCCCGCCGCCCUUCGCCCCGCCGCCCUUCGCCCUCUCGCCGCUGCCGCCCUACCUCCUGUCAGACUUGGAGGCCGACGCCUCACCGCCGCAGCCGGAAGCCAACCUCCCGCGGCGCCUUCUGCCCAUCCACCGCUCGCCGCCCUGCCUCCCCUCGAACUCGGAAUCGGGGGCCGACCGCUCGCCGCCGCAGCACGACGACGCGGAUGCUGUCUUGCUCCCGGACUGGGAGGUUCUUGUCCUGACUGACGCUGAGCCUGGCGCCAAGGCGACGUGCGCCUUCCAGGGUGGAGCGUCGUCCCCGGCGAGCGCGCUUGGGAGGCUGCCGGGGUCGGGCCGCCACGCCUACAUCUGCCCAAUGCCCGAGCCUGCCCGGAGCCUCCAGCCGCUCCAAGCGCCCGUGCUGCUCCCCACUUCGGCUUCCUCUGCCGAUUGCCCUGGCCGCGCAUUGCUGAAUUGGACCGGCCGGAUCGCGUUCAGCUCUGCAACUCUCGACAGUGGCGAUGUUCUUGUCUUUGAAAAGGGCGUCAACCAUGUUGCUGGCGGUGUCCAAUGCCUGUAUCGCUACUGUGGCGAGACCCAUGCCGUGGUGGCCUCCUUCCCUGCCAUCACGUCCGUACAGCAGGUUACCCGGUGCCCCGCUCCACCGAUCCAUCUGAACUCUAGGAACACAGAGUUCCGUGUCACCGUGGCAGCCACGGGCGAGGAUCCAAUCCCCACACUCGUGACUUAUCGUCCAUGGCAGAGUGAAAGUGGCUUGCCGGUGGCACCGGAAAAGAACCUGAUUUGUGCAUGCACUAUGAUUCACAAUGUCUCAAAGUUUCUUCGCGAAUGGGUGCUGUAUCAUGCCGCUGUCGGGGUGGACCACUUCAUCCUGUACGACAAUGGAAGUAAGGAUGACUUGGCAGAUCAAGUUGCCCAGUUGAGGUCAGCCGGAAUCAGCAUCUCCACCGUGCCUUGGCCGUGGAUCAAAAUGCAGGAAGCCGGCUUCUCCCAUUGUGCCGCAACGCACCAGAGCUCUUGCAAGUGGAUGGCCUUUAUUGACGUCGACGAGUUCGUUUUUUCGCCCAACUGGGAACGAUCUGAGAAGCCGUCAAAAUCGAUGCUUGAGGCGAUUGUUCAGGUUGAUCCAGAUGUCGGGCAGGUACAUCUGUGGUGCUUUGAUUUUGGCCCCUCUGGCCAAACAUCACACCCACAGGAGGGCGUCAUCCAAGGAUACACAUGCCGUCUGAAGAGGUUUCUGAGGCACAAAUCGCUGGUUCUGCUUGCUGCAGUGGACCAUUCUUUGGAGAAUGCAAUUCACCACUUCACACUGAAGGCUGGUUUCAAAAGUAUACGGAGCAUGCAGGCACGUGUGAACCAUUAUAAGUACCAGGCAUGGACCGAGUUCAAGCAUAAGUUCAAACGACGAGUGUCUGCCUACGUGGCUGACUGGAGAGAUCCAAUCAACCUUGAGUCCGCUGACCGGGCCCCCGGCUUAGGCGUUGAUGGAGUUGAACCGGUUGAUUGGGCGCAAAGGUAUUGCGACAUCAAGGAUAACCUGCUUCAGAAAUUGAGCUCAAGAUGGUUCGGUAAUGGAUUGGGAAGUCCGGGAUCUCAGGAUACUUAGGCUUGGCAGUAUCUGUAACCUGCGACUGUCUAGAAGGAUCCAGAGGUAUUAGAGAUGGAACUGUAAUCUAGUUUAAACCUGUCUCCUUGCCUCCCAAGAUCAAUCUAGAUACCAAUCUGUACAUCGCUUGCCACGUUCGGCACCUAUAAAUAAACAUCACGCGGCCUCCAAUGGAGGUAGAGACGCUUCCACAAUUCUCACAUGGUAUCACGAGUCAUCUUCCUCUUUUAGCAAUUCAU